Girardinichthys multiradiatus is the source of this 3389-nucleotide messenger RNA. RefSeq names its product ecto-NOX disulfide-thiol exchanger 2 (gene enox2). The transcript has 19 exons. The record is from RefSeq and is a predicted model, not a curated record. Gene Ontology annotation, biological process: ultradian rhythm. Bases 700 to 2745 code for a protein of 681 amino acids. Lineage: Eukaryota; Metazoa; Chordata; Actinopteri; Cyprinodontiformes; Goodeidae. Gene Ontology annotation, cellular component: plasma membrane; external side of plasma membrane. Gene Ontology annotation, molecular function: protein-disulfide reductase activity; RNA binding.
AAAACACAACGUCAUCGAGAAGCACGUGUGGACCUUCCGCUUGCCGUACUUGGCUCCGCCAUUGUUUGACAGGUCUCGUUGCUAACCGAGAUGUUGACUUUGGUAACUGGACGUAGCGAUGAACCACAAACUUCACAUUAAAAAUACGUUUGCAGGAAACUUUACCGAAGCUCAGAGGGCAUGAGAGACGACACACGCCUUGGCAAGGAGAGGAUUUGUGGAGCUGCUUUCAUGGCAGAGGACAGAAAAGUAUGUUACUGCUCAUUGGAGAUAAGUUUCAAACAUCAGAAAAUGCUUCAGUCAAAAUGCCAAGUUGGACACGUUCGCUCUUGGGCAUGAGAUCAACAGCAAAAUUCAGUCUGCUUUGGCAUCAACAAAUGAUAUCCUGGACCGAAGCUCUCCACGACUGUGAGCGAGUGGAAAAAAUAAUGUCCCCAACCUCCUGGGUUGGCCAUGAAUGCAAAGACAGCACGUGUCUACUGCUGCUGAACAGCACUCACUGGCUUCCAGCCCACUCAUAAAUUACAAAGCAAAGUCUCUUCCAAGACCGCCUUCAGUGAAACAGUUCAUUCAGUAAGCCUGGUUCCUUUCAGCACCACAGCUGUCAGUGAAUGGAGUUGUUUGACAAAGACUUUGUUUUGAAAUUUAUUACAAGACCAGAAAAGCUGAGAUCACCGUGCGCAACGCUGCAUCUGUAGAAUGUACAAAGACUACAGAUCAGGUCGAGUCACAGGACUCAACGCUCUGCCCUUUGAUCCAGCAGCCAACAACGACCCUCUCCAGUUCAACGGUUCUAGUGGGACUGAGUGCGCUCCUUUGGAUAACACAGCUGAAAACGGCAAAAAGAGAAAGAGAGCCAGCCUCCCCCCAGAAGGGAUCUGUAACAUGACAAUGGACUCCAACUCAAUGACAAUGCCUAUGUCAGACCCCAACCCCUGGGCAUCAGCUAUGAAUAAUAUGGGGAUGCCUCCCAUAGGAAUGACAGGACAACCACUUAUACCAGAUUUUGAUCCUAAUCUUGGCAUGAUGGCUGGAAUCACCCCCAUAAAUCCCAUGAUGCCCGGUCUCGGCAUGGUGCCUGCACCAGUCUCCCAGGAUGUACCAGUUGUGAAGGAGAUCAUCCACUGCAAGAGCUGCACCCUUUUCCCCCCCAACCCUAAUCUUCCACCUCCAGCCACAAGAGAACGCCCCCCCGGUUGCAAAACUGUGUUUGUCGGUGGUCUGCCAGAAAACGCCACCGAGCAGCUCAUCAUGGAGGUCUUUGGACAGUGUGGUGAUAUCACAGCCAUUCGCAAAAGUAAGAAGAACUUCUGUCACAUCAGGUUCGCCGAGGAACCUACAGUGGACAAGGCUCUCUUCCUAUCUGGAUACCGCAUCCGUCUGGGCUCCAGCACGGAUAAAAAGGACACCGGGCGGCUCCACGUUGACUUUGCUCAAGCCAGAGACGACCUGUACGAGUGGGAGUGUCGUCAGCGCAUGCUGGCCCGAGAGGAGCGUCACAGGCGCAAGAUGGAGGAGGACCGUCUACGGCCGCCCUCCCCUCCUCCGAUUGUCCACUACUCUGAGCAUGAGUGCAGUCAGCUGGGAGACAAAAUCAAAGACGACGGUAAAUUUCCAGAUGCCGUGCGCGUCCUCCUGACCUGGCUGGAACGGGGCGAAGUCAACCGCAGAAACGCCAACAACUUCUACUCCAUGAUCCAGUCCUCCAACAGCCACAUCCGCCGGCUGAUAGGCGAGAAGAGUCAGCACGAGAAGGAGAUGGAGGAGGCCAAAGACAAGUUCAAGACGGCUCUGGCUGGCAUAGUGGCUCAAUUUGAACAGAUUGUGUCUGUAUUCCAAGCUGCUUCCAAACAAAAGGCAUGGGACCAUUUCUCCAAAGCUCAACGCAAGAACUUGGACAUGUGGCGCAAACAAGCCGAGGAGAUCAGAAACAUGCACAAUGAGCAGCUGAUGGGCAUCAGACGAGAAGAGGAGAUGGAGAUGUCUGAUGAUGAUAUGGAAGAUGUCCCUGACAGCAAAGACUCUGAGGACUCAGGUGUUUCCCAAGCAGAAGCCUUAAAGGAGGAGAACGACUCCCUUCGCUGCCAGUUGGACGCCUACAGGAACGAGGUGGAGCUGCUCAAACAGGAGCAAGGAAAAAACCAACCAGUAAGGAGUGAGGAGGACAGCACUCAUUCACAGCAGCUCAGCUUUCUACAGCAGGCUCUGCAAGGCAUGCAAAAGCAACUGUUAAAAAUGAGGGACGAACUGAAGCAGCGGGAGGUUGAGCUGGAAAAGAGCUUGCAGGACAAACAGCAGCUGAAGGCGCAAGUCCAGAACUUGAAGGAAGGUCUCCAGAAGCUGCAGAGCACACACACAAUGAAGUUGGAGAUGUCAAAGUCAGGUGAUGGAGGCAGUGAGGAGAGCAACAAUCAGACUACUGAGGCCAGACCUUCAGCAGUGGUGUCCUGCAGUCAGGAGAAAAGAGGUCCCACAGAGAAGAACCCAGCUAGUCCCAUUCACUCCGAGAGGGAAGCCCUGCUUGUUGGGAUCAUCUCCACCUUCCUGCAUGUCCACCCUUUUGGAGCCAGCAUCGAGUACAUCUGUUCCUACCUGCAGCGUUUGGACACAAAGAUUAACCCCAGCGAGGUGGAGGCUCUCCUGUCCCGGCUGCCCUGCACCUUCAGGCAGGAGCUGACUGGUGUCGGAGCAAGUUUGGAGAAACGCUGGAACUUCUGCGGCUUUGAGGGCAUCAAGAGCACUUAAACUCUGUGGGUGACACCUCUGGGGCUUCAAGGAGACGACAGGCAACACAGACUCUGUAGCAAUGUGAAAGAUACAGUACCUAGCUCACAACUAUCAAAGACUGAAGUCUGACUGUACAAGGGACACAGAGGACUGAUCUCAGAUCAUGCUGGAAGGUUCCACGAGCACUUCAGGGACUGUGUAGGUGGCAGAGACUUUAAACAUCAUCGCUGAUGAUGUUGAGACCAAGCACCUAUGAUUAGAAGCUUGAUCUCCGAGUUCCUGUGCAUCUGCAAAAUAUUUUUAGACAUGAUGACUCCCUGGGAGUCACAAAGGAGCACCAGUUUCUACCGUCACUGGAUCAUUACAUAGUUUUGCCCACAGGAGCAGAACGUUGUGCUUUUGGAGCCUACACGUGACUGUGUGGUGUCAGGUCAACAGGGCUAAUCCAGGAGGAGAUCAGGGCAUGUCCUCUGAACCCGUCGACCUCCUUCUCUUCUCUUUGCUGUUGCCAGUUUGUAACAUAGAUCAAAAAUGAAUAUAUUUCUUCAUUUUCUGUGAAGGCUGUCAGCAGUUGCAUAGACUCAUUUGUUGUAAGACAUUGUAAAUGCUUGGAUGAUAUUUUUGAAUAUAAAAGACAUUUGAAUAUAAAGAAAAAAGGCAAA